Cavia porcellus (domestic guinea pig) is the source of this 3520-nucleotide messenger RNA. It is a transcript of the gene Itpkc, whose product is annotated as inositol-trisphosphate 3-kinase C. The record is from RefSeq and is a predicted model, not a curated record. Gene Ontology annotation, molecular function: inositol tetrakisphosphate kinase activity; inositol-1,4,5-trisphosphate 3-kinase activity. The transcript has 7 exons. Gene Ontology annotation, cellular component: nucleus; cytoplasm. Bases 210 to 2249 code for a protein of 679 amino acids. Lineage: Eukaryota; Metazoa; Chordata; Mammalia; Rodentia; Caviidae. Gene Ontology annotation, biological process: inositol phosphate biosynthetic process.
CCACAAGACCCCGCCCUUACGUCACGUCCGGCGGGAGGGACUCCGUGCUUUCCCUGGGAGGCGGAGUAUCGGUUAACCCCUACGUGGACAGGCGGACUGGAGCUCCGCGGGCCGGAACCCGCGCGUUGGGGCGCCCCAGCCACACCCCUCGCAGGAUUUAAAGGGGAAGGAGCGGCCGGCCUGCCGAAUCCCGAACGGAGGGAGCGGGCAUGAGGCGCUGCCCGUGCCGGGGGAGCCUGAGCGAGGCGGAGGCCGGGGCGCUGCCUGCAGCGGCCCGCAUGGGCCUAGAGGCGCUGCGAGGGGGGCGCCGGCGGCAGCCAGGACAGCAGCGACCUGGGCCUGGCGCUGGGGGCUCGGCGGAGCGGCCGGAGGGGGGCGGGCCCUGGGCCUGGACGGAGGGGUCCAGCCUCGGGCCUGAGCCGGAGAGAGAAGGUCCACACACAGAAUGCGAGACAGAUGGACUGGCUGAGCUCGAAGCAGCUGGCCUAGGAGCAGAGACGGAGAGUCCCGGGCAAAAUACAGAGCCAGAAGGAUCCAGUCCCCAGACACAUCCAGAAAAGAGCAGCCACAGGUCAGAGCUGGAGACUGCCGGUGCAUGGAGGGAGACUAGGACAGAUGGCUUUUGGGCUGAUACACACAGACCUGACCUCCAGUCUCAGGCAGAGAGGGUCAGCAUCUGGACACAGCCAGAGGGUGAUGAGCCCUGGACAGAACUAGAAAUACCUGAGUGGCAGACCCAGCCAGAGAGGGCGAAACCCUGGGCUGAUAACCUCUGGACUCAUCAGAGCAGGCCCAGCCUCCGGACUUACCCAGAGGGAGCCUGUCCCUCCACAGAACCAACUGCUGAUGGCUCUUGGAAAGAACUGUACACUGAUGACUGCAGGAUGCCGCAGGAUACCGAAGGCUCCUGGACAGAGCCACACGCUGAUAGCUCCCAGAUACAACCAAAUACUGAAACAGCCUGGAAGCAGCCUGGCAAUGAUAGUUUCCCAAUACAAGAAACUUAUGAUGGCUUCUGGACACAAGCUGGGUCUGAUGGUCCCCAGACAGGAUCAGGAACAGACUGCUUUUUGGAGAAGCCCAACCAAGAUGAUCCAUUAGAGGAAACUGAAUCUGGGGAGUUGGUGAUUCACCCGAAUUCUCACCUGGAGUGCAAUUCCCUGUGCCCUGUACCCCGCCUCAUCAUCACCCCUGAAACCCCUGAGCCUGAGGCACACCCAGCGGAAGUGCCAUCUCGGAUUGAGGGGGGCAGUGGGGGCUUUUCCUCUGCCUCCUCUUUUGAUGAAUCUGAGGAUGACUUGGUGGCUGGAGGUGGAAGUGGAGGUUCCAGCGAUCCUGAGGAGAGGUCUGGGAGCAAACCAUGGAAGAAGCUGAAGACGGUUCUGAAGUAUUCGCCCUUCGUGGUCUCCUUCCGUAAACACUACCCUUGGGUCCAGCUUUCCGGACAUGCUGGGAACUUCCAGGCAGGAGCGAAUGGUCGGAUUCUGAAACGUUUCUGUCAGUGUGAGCAGCGCAGCCUAGAACAGCUGAUGGGAGACCUGCUGCGGCCAUUUGUGCCAACCUACUAUGGCAUGGUGGAGCAGGAUGGCCAGGCUUUCAACCAGAUGGAAGAUCUCCUGGCUGACUUUGAGGGCCCCUCCAUCAUGGACUGCAAGAUGGGUAGCAGGACCUAUCUGGAGGAGGAGCUGUCGAAGGCACGAGAACGGCCCCGGCCCCGGAAGGACAUGUAUGAGAAGAUGGUGGCUGUGGAUCCCGGGGCUCCCACCCCUGAGGAGCAUGCCCAGGGUGCAGUCACCAAGCCCCGCUACAUGCAGUGGAGGGAAACCAUGAGCUCAACCUCCACCCUGGGCUUCCGGAUUGAAGGCAUUAAGAAAGCCGAUGGGACCUGUAACACCAACUUCAAGAAGACACAGGCACUAGAGCAGGUGGCGAAGGUGCUGGAGGACUUUGUGGACGGGGACCAUGGAAUCCUGGGAAAGUACGUGGCACGCUUAGAAGAACUUCGAGAUGCUCUGGAGGACUCGCCUUUCUUCAAGACCCAUGAGGUGGUUGGCAGUUCCCUCCUCUUUGUGCACGACCACACUGGCCUGGCCAAGGUCUGGAUGAUCGACUUCGGCAAGACAGUGCCCCUGCCUGACCACCACACGCUCACCCACAGGUUGCCCUGGGCUGAGGGCAACCGUGAAGAUGGCUACCUUUGGGGCCUGGACAACUUGAUCCGCCUCCUUCGGGGCCUGGCACAGAGCUGACCUGCUCAGCCAUUGCCAGGCUUAGUUACAGGAUUGUGCCCGUCUGGCUGCAGCAGCCCCGUGAUCUCUUGGAGGCCUCAGGCAGGUGAUGGAAGAGGCCAUGCUGUGGCAUAUGGCCUGUGUGGGAGGUCUAAAGAGCCUUGGUACGCUAGGCAGCUUCUGGCUCCUUCAUGAUCCAGGGAACACAACCAGGUGGGGUCACUGUGAGCCAGUGGAACCACAACAGGUCCCCUGACCAGCCAGGAAGGCUUCUGAGGCACUGCCAGAGGCUGUAGCCAAAUCAUGCUGCCCUGAGAGCACAAGUCGCUGUCACCACACAGACUUGACACUGCCCACAGCCAUAUGAAUGACUCAGAGCUGCCUCCUCAGUCCCUCCUGGCUCCCAGCUGGCUCCUUGAGUGCAGGGCCUGGGCAGCCUGUCUUGGUGUCCCAGGUACUAGGCUUCAACCCUGAGUAUGUGCAGGAGCCACCUGUCCACCUGGGAGUGACAGCACAAUCUCUGUUGGAGGCCUCCCAAGUGCCAAGUGGUGGGUAUGACACAUGAGAUGCCUGCUGACACUGCCCAGGGCUGAUGUCCCGGGGUGGGGCACAGCUCAUGGCCUCUUUCCUGCCUUGCUGCAGCCUGGGGGGACUUCCUUCAGGAGACUGCUGACCUGCUGCAGACCCAGACCUCAGCCUCACCCAGCCUGGGUGCCAGCGUUGUGACCAGUACAACCUCAUUGUUCGGUUCAUCACAUCCAACCUCAGGACUUCCCCCUUCUGCCCCUGAGCCUUGGGCUCUUCUGUCUCCUUCCUCCUAGCGGACUGCUGCAGCAGAAGCUUCCCAGGCAGGAGAAAUGUGUGUCUUUUUGGGAAUCAGAGGCACCUUACUGAGGGUACCUCAACCCAUUUCAGAGAAGAGUCCUCUUCCAGGGAAAAGUACCUGGUUGCAUGUAGCUGUGGCUGUCACCUUGGGAUUGCCACCAAAGACUCCAGCACUCGGGUACGGUAUAUGCACACUUGGUCCAGUGCUCUAGCACUCAUUGCUCUGGCGUCCUGUCCCACGUGUGGGUUUAGGGAGGACAGGACAGGCAUUGACCUAUUCUCCAAGCUGAAGCCUUAACUUUGUCUUCCAGGGCUGAGGAAGAUCCUCCUUUUCUACUGACCAUCUUUGUACUUAUUUAUAAAUGUGUGAGGUAGUUGUUAGAUGGGUUAUUGGGAGAUCUGGAGGCAGAUUGCUUCUUUCACUCUUGCCUCCCGCCCAAAACAUGCUAAUAAACGUUAACACUCAA